Messenger RNA from Fomitiporia mediterranea MF3/22, 4522 nucleotides. RefSeq lists its product as uncharacterized. Lineage: Eukaryota; Fungi; Basidiomycota; Agaricomycetes; Hymenochaetales; Hymenochaetaceae. The transcript has 4 exons. Gene Ontology annotation, biological process: signal transduction; establishment or maintenance of actin cytoskeleton polarity. The coding region runs from base 167 to 4522 and encodes 1451 amino acids. The record is from RefSeq and is a predicted model, not a curated record. Gene Ontology annotation, molecular function: protein binding. Gene Ontology annotation, cellular component: microtubule cytoskeleton; cell tip.
ACUGGGGCAUCUCCCAUCACCGUCUGUUUUGACAAUCGAUUGGCCUCUCUUUCACUUUUUGUCUCUCGUUUUCGCAAACUGUUUUAAUUCCAGAACUAGAACCGUCGACUGCUGGCUCAGCUUUACAUGACACACGUCUCUUGCAUCUUCGAGCUUCGGAACAAAAAUGCAGGCACAUCGUCCACGAAGACAAGACACGUUCGAUCUGCGUGACCAGAUGCACCCGGAUGACACGAAACACGCACACCAGCAGUACACUCAAGGCGGUGUCAUAUCUGAAUCAGAGCAUUCUAUUAUGGAGGAUUCCUCAGAUGCGGAGGGUGAAGAUCUCGUUCAGGAGGGUAUGGAAUCAAUGGACCAUACUUACGGUGCAGAGCGGGAUCAUGACUUGGACGACAACGAGGAAGACGACACUAUUGGAGACUACAUGUCCGAUUCGUCUUCAUCUUUAUCCAUCCCAAACGAGUCCAUAGACUUUGAUCUCGUAUAUUCUCUGACAAACUUUGCUGCGACCGUCGAAGGCCAGGCGAGCGUCGUGAAGGGCGACAGUCUUUUUCUCAUGGACGACAGUAAUAGCUACUGGUGGCUAGUACGUGUUCUAAAAACGCAGGAGGUUGGAUAUAUCCCCGCGGAAAAUAUAGAGACUCCUUUUGAGAGACUCGCGCGAUUGAACAGACAUCGUAAUGUCGAUCUUGCUUCAGCGACCCAGGCCGAGAUGGACAGUAUUAACCCGGCUGCUUCUAAGUCGUCUCGAACUCGCAACCGUGUACAGAUUUCUGCGCCAGCAUCUGACUCUAAUGGGGGUGAAGACGGUAAACGCGGUGUUGCUUUCCAUCGGUCGUCGAGUAUAUUCCGAUAUCCUCCCGCUGUUUGGAACGAGGAAGAUGAGGAAGGAGAGGGAGAAUGGGACGAAGAUGACGUCGAAAUUGAGGACGCUCCAGUAAAGGAUACGUCGGGAUCAGCUGAAGAUUUUCAGGCGAACAACAACGAAAUGCAGACGGACGUGGAGAGCGUCGAGAGGUCGGCGACAAGCACUGAGGACGUUGAGAUGGAAUGGUCAGAUGCACGGCGACAAAAUGUGCCAGCUGCGUUGCGCCCUGUGGCGCAUGCUGCGACGCAAUCUCAGCAAGUUCAACCUGACCAACAGCAAGUACAGCAGGCUCAACCACAAGCACAGCAGCAGGCUCAACCACAAGUACAGCAGCAGGCUCAACAGCAGGCGCAGCAACCGGCACAGCAACAGCAACAGCCUCAGUUGCGAAGUCAGACGUCACGAGAACGCUUGAUUGCGCAACAGGGCGCACAAAUGGGGCAGCAAGAGGCACGACCCACGCAGAUACUUGAUCCUGCGCAACAGACGGAAACCAAGAAACUGGUCAUUACACCCUCCAUCGCAAGAGACGAACCCGUCAAGCAGGAGCAAGAGCAACAACAGCAGCGGACUCCCGGACCUUUAUACCCAAGUGCUAUUAUUCAAAAGCAGCAGGAGAAACUCGAGCAGGAGCGAAAGCGUGCACGAGAGGAGAUCGAGGCUGCCGAAGAAGCUGCACGGAAACGCGCUGCAAAAGGCAGAGAUAUUGGACUGGGACCCGCCCCUGUCCAGCCACAGGCACAACCUCAGAAAGAGUUGACGCGUUCAGCCAGUCAGGAAACACGAUCAUCCGCAGGAUCUGUCCCGAGCAGCGGUGGUAAAUUACGGAAGGAACGCAGCGACAAAGAUAAGGAGGCAGAGGACAGCGAGCGAGACAGUUCGAAAGAGAAGAAAAAGAAGGGUGGUGUAUUUGCUGGGCUCUUUGGGCGCAAGAAGGACAAAGAGAAGGGCAGCAAGACAUCAAUCGAGAACAUUGCAGGAGCUGCAGCUGACGGACGGUUAAGAAAUUCGGAGGAAUCUAGCGCCACUGUGUCUUCCAGCACCCACUCUCACAACCAGUCAUACACGAGUUCACCACCCGAAUCUGGAAGGGGCGUUACAUCACCUAGUCCGGGCGCUCGUCAGACGGUUCAGCAGCGCGUCCCGACGCCCGUGCAGCAGCCACAAAGGAAUCAGUCUCCUACUCCAGUAACUCAGAUGCCCCUACAGCCAUCAAUAACUUUACAAGUCUCACAACAUGCUUCCUCACUCCGAGAGCGUGAUCAGCAGCAACAAGCUCUGUAUUUCGAGUACCUCAAACGUUCACCAUCGGCGCCUGAUCAGCCUUCAUAUGCCACGCAAUCAGCCUCACUUGUCAUGCCCACCCAAGGAUCCGGUUCAAUUUCGGGUUCACCCAAUACAUCAGGACUUGGACUGGGACUUGCACCCGUUAACUCCUCCUUCCGUACGCCGAGUGGUAGACCAGGUUCUCUCAUCUUGUCUCCAGCGACCGGUCCUGAUGGGCAAAGCGGCAUAGGCUUACCAGAACUCAGCGUCAUUCGAGUCUUUGCAGGCGACAACUUGCAAAGCGAUGCAACUUUCAAGACGGUGCUACUCAAUUCAUCGACAACGGUCGCUGACCUAGUGCGUCAGUCGAUGCAACGGUUCCGUCUCGCUGCCGGUGAAGAUGCCUCAGACUAUUAUUUGACCGUUAAGCAAGUUGAAGGAUCUAGUUUAAAGCUUACGUCCGACAUGAAGCCACUUGGCGUGUUUGAGCAGCUUGUGGAGGAGGCGGAACAAAUGCCGAAGACAGUCAAGCGAAGUAGCAUGGGCAGUAUAAGCUCCGUCGCAAGCAACCUAUCCGCUCACCCUGCAAUCCGCAAACUUAAUAUGAAUGACUUUACGGAUGACUCAGCAGUUAAAUUUUACUUGAACCGGGUUAGCGAUCGAGACAGGGAUGAAUCAGAUCUUACUGAUUCCUCUGGUGCAGCCAGUAGAACCGGAGCAGAUGGUGAUGGACGAGGUCGUACCGUAUCCGCUUCAAACUCAAGCCUAAGCAGUGGCAGCCCAGAAAGAUUCAGCUCUCCUUCAGUUCGGUUCCCGAUGCAACUGAUCAUAUAUCCUAAUGAACUGCCCGACAAUAUGGUCUUCGAUCCACAUACCGAGGCUAUCGUCUUCAAGGAGACUUUACGUGACAGAUCGGAAUCAAGUGCUGCUGUCAACCCUGGUGUUUCUCAAAAUGAGCGGAAGAAGUAUUUCAGCUUCCCGAAGAACAUUACGGUUGCGGAGGUCAUUGAGCUUGGAUUGGAACGCUUUGGCAUCUUAGAGGGCGUUGUCGAUGGAGGAGAUGAAGUUGAAGAUAAGUUAACAAAGCGGCGUAGUUCCUCCCGUGUGCGUUACACCUUGACGGUUAAAUUUGAUGGACAAGAACGCGAGCUGCAGCCAUCGGGCAAGGUUAUAGAUGCUUUCCCUCGUCCACCAAUGUUUAGGCGAUCAAGCGAAAUGAAGCGCCGUUCUGUGGAUUCGGCCCAGCUUCUCAUGGGAUCUAUGGAGGACAUCCAGAAUGAUGAUCCCUUAUUCAUCUUGCGUCGCGCCGUUGCAUACAGGUCUACGUCAACGCGCCACCAUCGACUUUCUGCUCCUCUUGAUGAGCUUGCGCUAUCUCACUUGCAUCGCGAUUCAGCAUCGUCUGAUUCAACUGUGACCUCUCCCAGCGACACAAAGCCUCGCCAGCUAUCUCGUCAAGAAAUCAUUGCUGCACAGCGUGCUGCAUCUAGAGCAAAUCAGAAAGCAGUUCUGUCGACUCAGGUUAACUCCCAGCGCGGGGUUGACGUCAUGCUGCCUGACAAGGCAAUGCUUCGUAGUCAACGAGUUGACACAGAUAGCAAGAUACGUUACUCGUACAUGCAGCCAGAUGGCGAGACAUAUGAUAUCAGCGAUAUUGUGGAGGAAGAGUUCAGGGCAUCGAAUCCAUCUCAGUCGCUUAGUGCAUCAAGCUCUGAGGGUUCAACAAACGACCUUCUAAGCGGGGCUAUGAAGGGAUCACAACCGAGCGUCUUAAUCAACCGUGUCCUUGACAAGAUAAAGAACGGGCCAGUCACCCAAUCACACUCAACGUCGACGUUCCGUUCGACUUCGCCUUCCAUGUACUCUGAGGAUGGUCAGAGCGAUGGCUCUGGUAGUCGGGCUGCGACUCCAACUGCAUCGGGGAUGGCGCAUCGUUCAAUCACCCCGACUGCAAGCAAGGAUACCAGUACAGGCAGGUCACGAUCUGUCACCCCUACGGCUGGUGGAACAGAAGAAUCGGAAAGCCCAACACACCGCCAUUAUCAGCCGUCCAUUGAAUCUGUAUUAUCAGAUGUCUCAGAUUAUCGUACUGCAGCUUCAGGGACGCCACUCGCUAUGGCUCCAUCUCGCGCUGCGAUGAGCCCUUCGCCUAUAAUGGCAAAACGACCUAAAAUCCCGAAGGAUGAGUUUGGACUAACUGAGAUGCUCGCUGUUAUCAAAACUAGGGCUAUGCUUGGUAAGGAGCCGCGUCCACCCUCACCGGACGAAGUGGAAAAGUUGUACUUUGGCACACCUAUUGAUCUUGAGACUGUUCAUCCGCAAGUUCGCGAUGUAUAUGCGGGGACGUUCAAGAAGAUGAAGGAGAUAGACAUGGUGAGUUUCUGA